This is a messenger RNA of Onychostruthus taczanowskii (white-rumped snowfinch), 791 nucleotides long. RefSeq names its product protein PELPK1-like. The record is from RefSeq and is a predicted model, not a curated record. The annotation marks the transcript as partial. NCBI's taxonomy places the organism in Eukaryota, Metazoa, Chordata, Aves, Passeriformes, Passeridae. The transcript is spliced from 2 exons.
AUGCUGAAUCCCGAAUCCCCGGAUCCCAAAUCCCCCAAUCCCGAAUCCCUGAAUCCCGAAAUCCCCGAAAUCCCCGAAUUCCCGAAUCCCGAAAUCCCGAAUUCCCGAAUCCCCGAAAUCCCCAAAUCCCGAAUCCUGGAAUCCCCAGAAUCCCGAAUUCCCAAAUCCCGAAUCUCUGAAUUCCGAAUCCUGAAAUCCCCGAAAUCCCCGAAUCCCCAAAUCCCCGAAAUUCCCCAAUCCCCCAAUCCCGAAAUCCCCGAAUCCCGAAUCCCCGAAAUCCCCAAAUCCCGAAUCCCCGAAAUCCCCAAAUCCCGAAUCCUGGAAUCCCCAGAAUCCCGAAUUCCCAAAUCCCGAAUCUCUGAAUUCCGAAUCCUGAAAUCCCCGAAAUCCCCGAAUCCCCAAAUCCCCGAAAUUCCCCAAUCCCCCAAUCCCGAAAUCCCCGAAUCCCGAAUCCCCGAAAUCCCCAAAUCCCGAAUUCCCGAAUUCCCCGAAUCCCGAAUUCCCGAAAUUCCCGAAUCCCGAAUCCCCGAAUUCCCGAAUCCCGAAUUCCCGAAUCCCGAAUCCCCGAAUUCCCGAAUCCCGAAUUCCCGAAUCCCGAAUUCCCGAAUCCCGAAUCCCCGAAUUCCCGAAUCCCGAAUUCCCGAAUCCCGAAUCACCAAAUCCCGAAUCUCUGAAUCCCGAAUCCUGAAAUCCCCGAAAUUCCCCAAUCCCAAUCCCCGAAUUCCCGAAUCCCGAAUCCCGAAUCCCCAAAUCCCCGAAAUCCCGCAUCCCGGAUCCCGCGGCGGGGCGCC